UGUCCCACCUCUCCAUUAUUCCUUCUCAUCUAUAGGACUAUGAAACAACUAUAUAGCCCCUCUGUGAACUAUUAUCACCACUAUAGCACAUAGCCAAUCUCCUUCCUUCUUGGCCAGCUUUCUACUCAUAAUUCAUCAACCACUUUAUUUAGAUCCAAAAGCUGUUUUCCUAGGUAGUAGCACUUGAAUUUGUAGGAAAAUGGAAGGUGGAGGAAGCGAUGGGAGUGAUCUCGAUAACCUUAAAGCGACCGAGCUAAAGCUUGGGCUGCCGGGGACCGGCGAGCAAGAGAAACUACCGUCGAUACUCCCUAGGAGUAGCAAACGGGCAAUCUUGGAGGCUAAUGAGGGCCCAUCAAAGAGAAAUUCCUCGGAGAUCAAAUCAGUUGAGAGAGACCAAAAACCAGCAGCAAAGGCACAAAUAGUUGGGUGGCCACCAAUCCAAUCAUAUAGGAAAAAUAGCUACCAAGCAAUGAAGAUGGAGGCAGAGCCCACUGGGAUGUAUGUGAAGGUGAGCAUGGAUGGAGUUCCUUAUUUGAGGAAAAUUGAUCUCAAGGUCUACAAGGGGUACGAGGAGCUCAGAGAGGCCUUGGAGGAUAUGUUCAAAUGCUUUUCCCUAGGUGAGAUUUCAAGGAUGAAUGAAAGCAAUGGGUAUGAAUAUGCUAUCACGUACGAAGAUAAAGAUGGGGAUUGGAUGUUGGUUGGAGAUGUUCCAUGGGAGAUGUUCAUCUCCUCAUGCAAGAGGAUGAGAAUAAUGAAAGGAGAUGAAGCAAGAGGCUUGGGUUCAACCCCAUGACUUACUCCCACCUGCCAUUAGAUAUUGCAGAGAGAUGAAAACAUGUCAUGGACACGUCGGCUUCUAUUUUUGUUUGGUUCUCCAGGUUCUUGGAAAUUUAUCAGAUGGAAGGCUGGAGCUCUUAAGCAAUUCGUCUCACCCCCAAAACCAAGUCUGCAAAAAGAAGAAAAAGAAAAAAAGAAAGUUUUGCUCUAUGUUUUGUAAUAAACCACUACUCCAAAUCAUAGGCACCAUUUCUAUUAAUCAACUGUAUAAAGGAAAUUAAGGAAUUUUGCUCUCUUCUUUUUGGUUUUGCUUUGGU
This is a messenger RNA of Phoenix dactylifera (date palm), 1094 nucleotides long. Its product is annotated as auxin-induced protein 22D-like. The record is from RefSeq and is a predicted model, not a curated record. Gene Ontology annotation, cellular component: nucleus. Lineage: Eukaryota; Viridiplantae; Streptophyta; Magnoliopsida; Arecales; Arecaceae. Gene Ontology annotation, biological process: regulation of DNA-templated transcription.